Messenger RNA from Pteronotus mesoamericanus, 2213 nucleotides. RefSeq names its product NHERF family PDZ scaffold protein 4 (gene NHERF4). Lineage: Eukaryota; Metazoa; Chordata; Mammalia; Chiroptera; Mormoopidae. Gene Ontology annotation, biological process: protein localization to plasma membrane. The record is from RefSeq and is a predicted model, not a curated record. The transcript has 11 exons. Gene Ontology annotation, cellular component: apical plasma membrane. Gene Ontology annotation, molecular function: protein-membrane adaptor activity; signaling receptor binding. The coding region runs from base 71 to 1612 and encodes 513 amino acids.
GUAAGUGGGAAGAUUAGCUGGUUUCAGUGGACCUUGACCCUACCCUGAGGACUGUGUUGUUGAUUCAACUAUGGAGGCAGCUGCAGAUCUCCAGGACACAGCUUCGUUAACUCUGAAGUUUGAGUUUAACCCAAAGCUGGGCAUUGAUAAUCCUGUCCUGUCUCUGGCUGAAGAUCACGACUCUUCUGAUCUCUGGAGCCUGGAGCGACCUCGCUUCUGUCUGCUGAGUAAAGAAGAGGGCAGGAGUUUUGGCUUCCAUUUACAGCAGGAGCUGGGCAAGGCCAGUCAUGUGGUGUGCAGGGUGGAGCCAGGCUCCUCUGCCCAGCAGCAGGGUCUCCGGGAAGGAGACCGGAUCCUGGCAGUGAACAACCAUGUUGUGGAACAUGAAGACUCUGAGGUGGUGGUACUCCGCAUCCGGGCCAGUGGUCCUCGGGUGCUGCUGACAGUGUUGGCGCAACACGUGUACGAUGUGGCCCGAGCUCAGCAAGGGAACGAUGCCCUCCUCUGUCCCACUCUCAGCCUGGGGGUCCGGCCCCGUCUCUGCCACAUAGUCAAAGAUGAGGGUGGUUUUGGCUUUAGUGUCACCCACGAACAUCAGGGUUCUUUUUGGUUGGUGCUGAGUACUGGAGGAGCAGCUGAGCGGGCAGGGGUGCCCCCUGGGGCCCGACUGUUAGAAGUGAAUGGGGUCAGUGUGGAGAAGUUCACUCAUAACCAACUCAGCAGGAAGCUUUGGCAGAGUGGAGAGCAGGUGACCCUGCUGGUGGCAGGACCAGAGGUGGAGGAACAGUGUCGCCAGCUGGGAAUGCCUCUGGCUGCACCCUUGGCAGAGGGCUGGGCACUGCCUGCCAAACCCCGCUGUCUGCACCUACAGAAAGGGCCCCAGGGCUUCGGGUUCGUGCUCAGGGAAGAGAAGGGCCUUGGUGGUCACCUCGGGCAGUUCCUUUGGGAGGUGGACCCAGGACUGCCAGCUGAGAGGGCCGGGAUGCAGGAUGGGGACCGGCUGGUGGCUGUGGCUGGGGAGAGCGUGGAGGGGCUGGGCCAUGAGGAGACAGUGUACAGGAUCCGGGCGCAGGGCUCCCGCGUCUCCCUCACUGUUGUUGACCCUGAGGCUGACCGCUUCUUCAGCAUGGUUCGCUUGUCUCCACUUCUCUUCCUGGAGAGCACAGAGGCUCCUGCCUUUCCCCAGGACACCUGCUCGGCCUUUCUGGUUGAGACCAAGAAUCUACCAGCUGAAGACACAACUGUGCCUCCUGUCCCAUGUGGGUCCCGCCAGUGCUUCUUGUACCCUGGGCCUGGUGGUGGCUAUGGCUUCCGACUCAGCUAUGUGGCCAGCAGGCCUUGUCUCUUUAUCUCCCAGGUGAUUGAAGGAGGCUCAGCUGCCCAGGCAGGACUACAAAGGGGAGAUGUGAUUCUGGAGGUGAACGGGAAUUCUGUGGAUGGAAAGAAUGACUUGGAAAUGCUUCAGCAGCUGACUGAGGCUGAGCCACCUCUGUGCCUGAAACUGAUGACCAGGUUUCCACAGGGCUUGGAAGCAUGGAUUCCCUCAGGGUCUGUAGAGCUGGAGAUGGCAGGAGCUGAACUGCUCUCUUUACGCCAGAAACUGGACCUCUAGGACCCUGAACAACCACAGGCUUGCCCAGAGUCCCCCUUCCUCCCAUGGGACCCACCUCCCAGAAAAGGGUGCUGUCAGAGGCCUCAGGUGGGCCCACUAGGGAUCCUCCCCUCUGACUCCAGAGGAAGUCACGUGGGAGCUUUGGAAGCUGUGCCCCAAGGAUGAAGUAUACCGGAGAUGAGUGGUGUGAUUUUGUGAUUUAUAAUAAGAAAUAUAUAUUUGGUCUUCAUACUCAUUCCUGGCACAGAGCUCUUACAACCCUUGGAAUUUCCUAAGUAAUAAGCGCAAUAAAAAGGGGGUGGGAUGGGGAGCUGGUUGCCAGGGGACCCAACCUGUGAUUACAGGGUUGAAACUUUCAGCCCUGUCCCUACUCCCACUCUACCCUGGCUUCUUGGGAGGGGAGAGUGGCUGGAGCUUAAAUUAAUCACCAAUGAUUUAAUCAAUUAUGCUUAUGUAAUGGAGCCUAUAAAAAACCCAAAAAAGCCAAGGCUCAGAGAGCCUCCAGGUUGCUGAACGUGUGGAGAGGGCAGGAGCUUCCAUGACCAUACCCUGCUCUAGAUAUCUCUUACCUCUUACUGUUCUUGAGUUGUAUCCUUUAUAA